Messenger RNA from Colletotrichum phormii, 466 nucleotides. RefSeq lists its product as uncharacterized. The record is from RefSeq and is a predicted model, not a curated record. Lineage: Eukaryota; Fungi; Ascomycota; Sordariomycetes; Glomerellales; Glomerellaceae. Bases 53 to 250 code for a protein of 65 amino acids. The transcript has a single exon.
UUUUCCCGUUCGAUGGGAAAAGGAGGUUAUGGUUACACUCAUGUUAUGACUGAUGCCUGUAUCUGAUUCUCCAUACCUUCAUCAUCGUCAACCCGGCCUGCCGAACCAUCGAGCUAUGCCAGGGAUGCGCUUCCACACGACAGGAGUCAAGUUGGCGAACUCCGCGAUUAUUACGUCGUCUGGAUGGCACACACAUACUAGAUUGGAUUGUACACUUUUUCACUUUCCCGAGGUGCACAUGGUAAACUGAGAUGAAGGGAAGCUAGCGGACCACGCAUCCCACGAACCUUUCGUAAGAACCAAUUUGGGUUCAAUGGGGGAUGACGAAGAGCGCCAACCUCUGAAACACUCUCAAGGAGCGGCCGUGAUCGGCAUCAGCCAUGGCUCAGCGUCACGGGCGCUAAGUACACAUAGCAGAAGCAUCAGAUCUGAGCCUGUGAGCAGUGUAAAGGCCUCUCUGGGGGGG